AUGCAGUGGCUAAUUACUGGUUGUUCCACGGGCCUAGGCCUCUCCCUCGCACGCGCCGUACUUUCUCGACCUGGUGAAAAGCUGAUUGCCACAUCUCGCAACCCACAAAAGACUCCUGAUCUCGUCCAUGAAAUCACCAGUAACCCGAACGCGGUAUGGGAGGCACUCGACGUUUCCGCCACCGAUCUGGAGGCCCGACUCGAUGCCAUCAUCGCAAAGCAUGGUCCAAUAAACGUGCUCAUCAACAACGCUGGCUAUGCAGCCGGUGGCAUCUUCGAAGCCAGCCCUAUAUCCCUGGUCCGCGAGCUAUACGAAACGAACUUCUUUGGUGCAAUGCGCGUGAUGCACAAGCUCGUUCCGCACAUGCGCGAGAACGGGCAAGUAGGGGUCAUUGUCAACGUCACGUCAAACGAGUGCUGGGAAGCACACGCGGGAUCAUCGGCCUACACAUCGAGCAAGUUUGCUCUGCAAGGUCUCUCCCAAGCCCUUGCGGCCGAACUUGCCCCCUUCAAUAUCCGUGUCUUCACAGCCCAGCCCGGAGGCAUGCGGACUGCGUUCAUGGAGCCGGCGAAGGUGGAGAGUUUGGCGACCGAAAUUCCAGAUGCAUACAAGGGGACGAUUGCCGAUUUCACGCUCCAGGCAAUCAAAGGCUUGCACAGCAGUGCACGGCAGGAUCCGGAUAAGACUGCGAUUGCAAUUGUCCACGAGGUCCUCCAGCCUAGCGAAGGCCCCCAGGGGAAGGUCCUCAGGCUUCAGCUAGGGAGUGAGGCAGUCGCUUCUAUGGAGAAGCAAUUGGAACUCAUACAGGCGGAAAGUGACUUGACCAAGAGAUGGGCUAUAGACUGUGAUAUUUAG
This is a messenger RNA of Pseudovirgaria hyperparasitica, 855 nucleotides long. Its product is annotated as NAD(P)-binding protein. Gene Ontology annotation, molecular function: oxidoreductase activity. NCBI's taxonomy places the organism in Eukaryota, Fungi, Ascomycota, Dothideomycetes, Acrospermales, Acrospermaceae. The transcript has a single exon. The coding region runs from base 1 to 855 and encodes 284 amino acids. The record is from RefSeq and is a predicted model, not a curated record.